GCGUUUGAUACGAAAUGGAUGUGGCUCCGAUUCCUUAUGAAGAAAUCUCACUGGGAGACCGUGUUGGCAUGGGAUACUAUGGAAGAGUGUACAAGAGUAAAUGGCGGGGACGGACAAUUGCAGUGAAGCGGAUAAGCAUUGGAAGAGCGGACAAACAUAUUGAGAGAGAGAUUAACCAGCUAUCCAAGCUGCGACAUGAGAACAUUGUAACACUUUAUGGAUUCUCCAUGUACGAAGAUAUGUUCCACCUGCUGGAGGAGUACGCAGAUGGUGGAUCUUUGUCCACCGUGAUCCAUUCAAAGAUUCUGAGAUACUACCUGGCGAACGCACUCAACUGGGCCCACCAAAUUGCUCAGGGACUAGCUUAUCUCCAUGCCAUGAAACCAAAAGCUAUUAUUCAUCGCGAUAUAAAGCCAAGCAAUGCAAUUUUGAGCCGACAGGGCCUUAGCCUGAAGAUCUGUGACUUUGGGACUGUUGUGGACCUGACCACCUCAAUGACCGCUGAGGUUGGCACCUGUCAGUAUAAAGCUCCUGAGGUCUUUCAAGGGCGACACUACGAUGAAAAGUGUGAUGUGCAUAGUUGGGCCAUUACUUUUUGGGAAAUAUUAGCCAGAAAGCAACCAUUUGAGAAAUGUAAUACCCCAUAUGCGGUGAAUCUUGCAGUGACCACAGGUGAUCGCCCAUUGUUUGGUGAUAAUAUAGUAGUAAAACCCUGCCCCGAGGAUAUCAUUAAUUUAAUAUCCGCCUGUUGGAACCCGGAACCGAACAAGAGAUAUUCUAUGAAAUUCGUUGGAGGUUUCAUGAAAGAAGCUCUCGCAGAUGCAGGUCCUUUGGCCCGUUUGGGGUAUUACAUCAAAGAAAAUAAAAAUUACAUCAAAGAAAAUGAAGUACAAGUAUGUCUACAAUUACUUCCGGACAAAUAA
Messenger RNA from Drosophila serrata, 923 nucleotides. RefSeq names its product Tak1-like 2 (gene Takl2). Gene Ontology annotation, biological process: protein phosphorylation; positive regulation of canonical NF-kappaB signal transduction; immune response. Gene Ontology annotation, molecular function: MAP kinase kinase kinase activity; ATP binding. The record is from RefSeq and is a predicted model, not a curated record. NCBI's taxonomy places the organism in Eukaryota, Metazoa, Arthropoda, Insecta, Diptera, Drosophilidae.